Molecule: messenger RNA, 1850 nt
Organism: Punica granatum (pomegranate)
Lineage: Eukaryota; Viridiplantae; Streptophyta; Magnoliopsida; Myrtales; Lythraceae
Source: RefSeq, a predicted model, not a curated record
GAAAGCUAAGGUAACAUAUUUUCAUGUGAUUUGAAGGAGAGUCCUAGUAAAACAGUCAUCCUUCUUAACAAAUCAUUUAAUAGUGCAACAAACGUAUACUUUAUUGAGGAAGAGGAACCGAUCUCCAAUGUCAAAACCCUAAACUCUCACUUCAUUUUCCGAGCUCCUGUAAUGGCUGCUGCUUCCCCUGUUUCCCCUGCAUAUUCAAGAAUCGAGAGUAAAGGAGCCGAGAAAUGGCCGAAAACAUUUGCACUGAAGAACAAGAGGCCAAAUCAUCCGAGUCCUCCUUCAUACAGCUCUAGAGCUGGAAUUCGAGUAUCGGCUAGUUCGACAGAGAUUCCUAGCAGAUGGUACAACUUAGCUGCGGAUCUACCAGUUAAACCUCCUCCACCAUUGCACCCCAAGACCUUUCAGCCCAUCAACCCCGAGGAUCUCUCUCCUCUCUUCCCAAAUGAGUUGAUAAAGCAGGAGGCAAGCCAGGAUAGGUUUAUAGAUAUUCCUGACGAGGUUAUUGAUAUUUACGGGCUUUGGCGCCCGACUCCUUUGAUCAGAGCAAGGAGGUUGGAAAAGCUUCUCGAUACACCUGCUAGGAUCUACUACAAGUAUGAAGGAGUUAGCCCUGCGGGAUCGCACAAGCCCAACUCUGCAGUCCCCCAAGUUUGGUACAAUCUACAGGAAGGCAUUAGGAAGGUUGUCACGGAGACUGGAGCUGGUCAAUGGGGGAGUGCCUUGGCAUUUGCGUGCAGUUUAUUCGGCCUCGACUGUGAAGUGUGGCAAGUCCGAGCUUCAUAUGACCAGAAACCAUACCGCCGACUGAUGAUGCAAACAUGGGGGGCAAACGUCCACCCUUCUCCUUCAAACAUAACAGAGGCAGGUAGGAAGAUCCUUGAAGCCGAUCCCACAAGCCCCGGAAGCCUGGGGAUAGCCAUCUCAGAAGCCGUGGAAGUAGCAGGUUUGAAACCUGACACCAAGUACUGCCUCGGGAGCGUUCUCAACCAUGUUUUGCUCCACCAGACAGUCAUCGGCGAGGAGUGCACAAACCAAAUGGAAGCUAUAGGAGAGACUCCCGAUGUGAUCAUAGGGUGCAUAGGUGGCGGUUCUAAUUUCGCAGGGUUGAGUUUCCCGUUUAUUCGAGAGAAGCUGCGAGGGAAAAUUAACCCGAUCAUAAAGGCGGUUGAGCCAGCAGCAUGUCCCUCACUGACAAAGGGGGUCUACGCAUACGACUACGGGGAUACUGCAGGAAUGACUCCAUUGAUGAAGAUGCAUACUCUGGGGCACGACUUUAUUCCAGACCCAAUUCAUGCUGGAGGACUGCGUUACCACGGCAUGGCACCAUUGAUAUCUCAUGUCUAUGAACAGGGCUUCAUGGAGGCAACUGCUAUUCCUCAAAAGGAAUGCUUUGAAGGUGCCAUAAAAUUCGCCAGGACUGAAGGGAUAAUACCAGCGCCAGAACCAACUCAUGCCAUUGCUGCAACCAUCCGAGAAGCUCUCCGGUGCAAGGAGUCGGGGGAAACCAAGGUCAUACUGAUGGCAAUGUGCGGGCAUGGCCACUUCGACCUCGCGUCUUACGAGAUGUACCUGCAGGGGAAGCUGGUCGACUUGUCUUUCGAGGAGGAGAAGAUACAGGCGUCACUCGCCAAGAUUCCUAAUCUGGCAGCAUAAGUUUGAGGCGACAAAGGGCUGGCUUGGACAUUGCUCAAAUAAACAUUGACAAAAACCAUUGUUGCAUUCUAGGUUCACGGACGGCCCCUUUUGUAAUCGGAAAAACAAAAAAAAACCAUUGUCGCGUUACAUUAAUGUCGACUACUAUUUCCAAGUAGAAAUCCGAGAAUUGGCUGACAUAUAUCAAA